UGAGCCUGGGGACUGAGGCUCCUUGGGCAUUAUUACAAACACACAGAGCUGACCGCAAUGACAGCAGCUGCUCCUUUGAACUGUUGGCAGCGGUCAAGCGGCAGCAUGAAGUGAGAGAUUACUCCUGAGCUCAAGAUGAACUCCACCUUGGAUGGUAAUCAGAGCAACCACUCUUUUUGUCUCUUGGCAUUUGGCUAUUUGGAAACUGUCGAUUUUUGCCUUUUGGAAGUGUUGAUUAUUGUGUUUCUAACUGUAUUGAUUAUUUCUGGCAACAUCAUUGUGAUUUUUGUAUUUCACUGUGCUCCUUUGUUGAACCACCACACUACAAGUUAUUUUAUCCAGACUAUGGCAUAUGCUGACCUGUUGGUUGGAGUCAGCUGCCUGGUUCCUUCUUUAUCACUCCUCCACUACCCGCUUCCAGUAGAGGAGUCCUUGACUUGCCAGGUGUUUGGUUUUAUAGUAUCAGUUCUGAAGAGUGUCUCCAUGACCUCUCUGGCCUGUAUCAGCAUCGAUAGAUAUAUUGCCAUCACUAAACCUUUAACCUAUAACACCCUGGUUACACCCUGGAGACUACGCCUGUGUAUUUUCCUGAUUUGGUUAUAUUCCAUCCUGGUCUUUCUGCCUUCCUUUUUCCACUGGGGCAAACCUGGAUAUCAUGGAGAUGUGUUUCAGUGGUGUGCGGAGUCCUGGCUCACCGACCCCUACUUCACCCUGUUCAUCGUGAUGAUGUUAUAUGCCCCAGCAGCACUCAUUGUGUGCUUCACUUAUUUCAACAUUUUCCGCAUCUGCCAACAGCACACAAAGGAAAUCAGCGAAAGGCAAGCUCGCUUCAGCAGCCAGAGUGGGGAGACUGGGGAGGUGCAGGCCUGUCCGGACAAGCGCUAUGCCAUGGUUCUGUUCCGGAUUACUAGUGUGUUUUACAUCCUCUGGUUGCCAUACAUCGUCUACUUCUUGUUGGAGAGCUCCACUGGCCACAGCAACCGCUUCGCAUCCUUCUUGACCACCUGGCUUGCCAUUAGUAACAGUUUCUGCAACUGUGUCAUUUAUAGUCUCUCCAACAGUGUCUUCCAAAAGGGACUAAAGCGCCUCUCGGGGGCCAUGUGUACUUCUUGCGCAAGUCAGGUCAUAGCUAAGGACCCUUACACGGUUAGGAGCAAAGGCCCUCUUAAUGGAUGCCAUGUCUAAAGAGGUUCAGAUAUUGGGUCAUUGUAUGUGUGUGUGGGGAGAGGGCAGAGGGGCGUCCCUUUUUCUCUCUUUGUAUUCCUUGUUCACUAGAAAAUCUGGGACAAAAUAACUUGAGCAAUAGGAAACAAUCCAUCCAAAAAAACCUAAGUUUGCAGAAAUGAUUUUUCUUUAAAAGUGCUUUUAAAUCAGAAGAAUCAGGACCAUGAAGAUAAAUUGCUCUUGGUUCCAAUUUUUGUAAUGCCAUGGAAAUGACUGAAAUUCUCAGAUUUAAAAUGAAUAAAGUCAUAUCUCACACCUCUCCGGCUGGCAUGACUAAACAUGGGUGUGAAAAGCGUCACCAUUUUAAAAUACCAUCAUUUUCUUGUGGCUCUUCUGGGUUCAUUCCAGUUGUUUAGGCUUCAUAUGCAAUUGAUUUCUUUUAACAGCAAAUAUUAAAAUACGGUGAUGUAUUAACAGGGUUUUAAAAUUUUGUUUAUGUAUGCCUACGUAUAACACUGCAAGUUUCAGCACUGUCAUUUAGAUAUCCAAAUGUUUUAUGUCUUAUUCUCUUGAGAGAAUUCUCAAUACAGUGAAUAAUGUGGACACCUAACUACUAAUUUUAGAAUUUUGCAAUGAAAGUGAUGCAAAAGUGUAGUCAAAUACUAGACAAUUUAUGAAGAACUGAGCUACUUUUUGUGUCAUGUUUGAGAGAUCUAAAGAAAUGUGUGCAUUGAAAGUGAUUACAGUAUUUUUGCACAUGCCUUUGUGUAUAUGUGUAUUGAGAAUAUUUGAAUUGAGUUAGAUUUCACUUUUACAGUAAAAUGUACAUUUAACUAGUUCAUUUUUAAAAUAGAAGGGGAUUAAUUGAGAUGUUCUCUUUGUGGUUAAAUGGAGUCAACUACUAAAGUAGCAACUAAUUCUUUUUUAAAGAAUUCUUUUAGUUAUUGUUAAGGAGUCUACAUUUGCAUAAGAGGAGAAAUUCUGAUUUGUCUAUGUCUCCUUUACUGCUGUAAUCCUUUGGAUACAGUUACUUUCUUAAUAGCCUUUUUCUUUUCUUUUUAAGCCAGAGUACUAGCCAAAUCUGUAGGAUUUUAUUAUUGUAUAGAAUUAUUAAUUGAGAAUGCAAUGUAUUUGUAUGUAGUAGUGAUGUUUUGUUCUUAGAUGAUUAUCUUUAUAGCAAGAGGUUUAUUUUCUGAAAGGAGAGAAGGGUUUCCCAGCAGCUCCAGGAAUGAGUAUUCCUUGACUUAUCUGCUGGUUUUAAUGUUUUGGAAGCCUUCAGGGAACUUAUGUGAUCUUUGACUUUGGCUAGAAGUUGUAAUCUGAAUGCUAUAGUGAUGUUUAGUGAGAUGGAAGAUGGAAGAAACCCAAGGGACAUAAGUGAAAGUAGAUUUUUGAAUCUAAUAAAGGACAUGGAUAUUUAUAAUAUAGGGAGAUAAUGCUUUGGUUUUCCAUCAUAAUAUGAGGAAAGUUCCUACCCCUUUUAAAAUAAAGGGCAGCUUUAUGAUUUUAGGUUUUAGAUAUUGAUUUAAUUUUAACUUAAAUGUGUUCUAUUAAAAUUAUUUUAGUGAUUAAAUAAUAUAUAAAAUUUAAACUUAAGAUUCUGAGUACGUCCCUAAAACUUGCUUGCUCUUUAUAUUGUAUAUUGGAAAAUUUGAUUCUAAGUUGUUUCAAAAUUUAGAAUUCAUAUUGAAAUUGCAGGUUAAGUUAGCAAAGUCUUUAAAUUGCCAGGUCAAGUGGAAAACCUUUUCUUUUGAAUUCCAAAAAAGCAGUUGUGCACAUUCUUCUUUAAGUAGCACAGUUCUAAAAAAAUUUUUUCAUGUAUGCUGGAGAAUUUAAUCUGUUCAGAUUUGCAGAGUUAGCUUGAGAACUUUUCGUUAAGCAAAUAUGGGAAUUUUAAAGACUCUGAGUAGAUUUUACUUUUUGGUGGACUGAGAGUCCUUUUAAUCUUUCCCUUCAAUAGGGUUCCAUCUUGUGAAAAUGGAAAAAAAAAAAAUUUCUGCUUAACUUUCUGGAAAUGGCUAAUCAAGUUGGUUUCUAGUGACUGGAAAGAACUCUUUCAAUAAGAGUCUUUGUUAAUAGAUUUUUACAUUUUUGUUCUAAUACCAAAUUUAGAUGGCCUAGAGGUAUUUUUUUUUCCACAUUAGAAACUUUAUCAGUGUCUUAGUCUAAAACUGAAGUAGAAACUAAGUAGAUUGAGUAAUUUAAAGAAAAAUAAAGCUCCUAAUCCCCUUGCCAAUGAUACUUAAUAUCAGAUGUUUUUUUAGUUUAUCUUGUCUUCAUUGGACUGUCUAUAUGAAUUCUAUAGUUUCUUCCAGGUAUCAGUUCUAUUCUCACAUUUAUUGUCUGUGUUGCUGUUUAUUUUUAUUUUCGUGUGUAUAUGUGUGUAUGUUGGUGAAAUGGGGAUAUGCUUGGAUUCAGUAUUCUGUGGCAGGGGGCAGUUUCUAUGGGAUACAUUUGGAGAGUUUGUAUUUAAGUAAUCUUGUUUUUCUGCCAUAUUUAAUGCGACAUUUGAUGAUGUUUGGGUUAAAUACCAAUCUGACUAGUUCAGAAUGAGAAAAAAGUAUAUUUUUAGACUCCAAUUACCUUGGGCUUUGGCAAUACAGCACGUUUAACUUUAUAUGGUAUGUGACUGAUAUAUGAGGCAGCAUGAGCUUUUGGUGAUUGUGUCAAAAUUAUUUCAUAACACAUUUUAAAACAAGAACAUACUAAUUGUUGUAUUUGUAAAUUAGUUGUGUGGUUUUUAUACAAUGAUUAAUUUCAGUGACGGUGUAUUUUUUUCCCCUUAGAGCAGAAAAGCAAUUACAAAAAGACAAAUGCUCCACUUUAAUAAAAGAACUACCUUACACCAGAAUAGAUAUUUAAAUUUUUCAUGGACCUGUUGAAUCACCCUAAAUUUCAUUUUGGAAAGGGUUUUCUUUAGGCUUUAUCGUGGGAUAAAUUCCAUUUUGAGCCUGUAAUUUUACAAUGGUGUUUCCUUUUUACUUGAAUAGUGUUCUCUGUUUUAAGGAUUGGAAAAACUUGAAUUUUUGUGAUAUAAAUGCAUUGUCCACCUCUCUGAACUUGAAAAUAAAGCAACA
Messenger RNA from Myotis daubentonii (Daubenton's bat), 4241 nucleotides. RefSeq names its product G protein-coupled receptor 21 (gene GPR21). Gene Ontology annotation, biological process: G protein-coupled receptor signaling pathway. The record is from RefSeq and is a predicted model, not a curated record. Gene Ontology annotation, molecular function: G protein-coupled receptor activity. NCBI's taxonomy places the organism in Eukaryota, Metazoa, Chordata, Mammalia, Chiroptera, Vespertilionidae. Gene Ontology annotation, cellular component: membrane.